CUACAGAGCGCAGUACUUCCAGGUGAAAAGUCACUUAAAAGUCUCUCAAAUAUGGCUGCCCCCUUGGAGUUGUUCUGUUGGAAAGGCGACUAUGGAUUACCUUCAGUAGAUGUCGACUGUUUAACUGUGCUGGCCUAUGCCAAGUUUGCUGGUGCUCCUCUCAAAGUUCACAAAAUCACCAACCCAUGGAGAAGCCCUACAGGUACUCUGCCUGCUCUGAAGACCAGGGAAGAAGGAAGCAUCUCCCAACCCAGUAAGAUCAUCAUUCAUCUCAGGAAACAGAAGUACAAUGCAGACUAUGACCUAUCAGCAAAGGAGGGCGCAGAUACACUUGCCUUUGUCUCUCUACUGGAGGAGAAACUGCUACCUGCACUGAUCUACACACUGUGGAUAGACUCUAAAAACUAUGUGGAUGUUACACGGUGCUGGUAUGCAGAAAACAUCUCCUUCCCUCUCAACUUCCUGCUACCCAACCGCAUGCACAGCCAGCAGCUGGAGAAGUUGAGGCUCGUGAGGGAAGACCCAGUCCUGGAGCCUGGUGAACAGCUGGAGAAAGAGCUUUAUCGUGAUGCGUUUGAAUGUAUGACUCUCCUAUCGCAGAGACUGGGGUCACAGAAAUUCUUCUUCGGAGACUCUCCCUCAUCGCUGGACGCGUAUGUGUUUGCACACCUGGCUCCUCUGCUGAAGAUCAAACUGCCAAAUGGAAAACUCCAGCAGCACCUCAACUCUCUGAACAACCUGCAGCAGUACUGCACCAACAUCCUAGCACUCUACUUCCCUUCUGACGCACGAGAGGCAACAAGUCGCAAGAUUCACGUUCAGCCUGAAAGCAGCGAUUUCGACAACGAGCCCCACAAGCGGCGUAACCAGAUUCUGUCUGUUCUGUUCGCUGUGGGAGCCAUGCUGGGUUACGCCAUCCUCACCGGGAUCGUUACGAUCAAGCGUGAACGGCCCCAGCUGAAGAACUCCAUCCACGAUGAUGGAGAUGAAGACGACGAGGACUAAAUAAAGAAGGAAACAUGAGAUGGGAGCCACAAGGGACACAAGCGCACAUUAAUGCUCACCUGCCAUUCAGAGUGAAGCUGCAUAUACUAUUACCUCAGUAUCUCCCAUCAUGCAUGUGCGCUCGCUUGAUGUAGCCUCAAGUGAGCCCAUAUUGGUGCUUUUAAUUAUUGUUAAUAUAAUUGUUACUAUAAUAGCUGUGAUCUGUAAUUUUGUCAGGUCUCACACAGGCAUUUUGACUUGAUUUACAGGUCAUUAAACGAUGUGACACAGUUUUAUGUUUUAUCUCCUAGUCUGCAUUCAGGUAAAAAAUGCAACAUCAAAAAACACUGGGUCACAUUCAUCUUAAAUGUUAAAAAGAUAAACUCCAAUAUGAGAAAAUUGGUCUGUGCUCUAUUUUAAUGGUACUACUUUUUACGUUGCAAUCCAUGCUUGUAUACAUCCAUUAUGUUUUAACAUUUUUAGACAAACUUUAAAUAUUAUAUUAAUUUAGUGCAGUGACCUGAUAUGCUGUCCUGCAGAAUAAACAUGCUGUCAAGCGAUAUUAACGUUUCCACCGCAAUGCAGUGCAGAGCAAACUUGUCUGACUUCUUAUCUUAAACCAACCAUCUAGGAGCUCUUUGACCACUCAAGACCAAAAGCUUUAUAAAUCAGCCAGAUUUGAAAGCUCUCCUGAGAACUGCUGAGGACAACUUUGUUAUUUCAUGCCAAAUAUUGCAGUUAAGUCAGAGUCUGUGGCCAUUAUACAGCUGUGUUUCUUUGUCUCAAUCUCUCACCAGAAACCCAAACCACACUGGGGUCGUCCUUUUUUUUUUUCACUAGCUUGAGCCUUCUCAAAACAACUUUACUGUCCUUACUGGUGCAACUGUAAAAUCUUGACAGGAGUUCUCAUUUAUUGCAAAGUGUUUUGUUUGGUACAAAUGCUGCUGUAUAUCUUCUGAAUUUUGUUAGUCUAUAAAAAAUAAAAAGGAAUCAGCAUGCAUGUACUUUGAAGCAGUAUUUAACAGCUUCAACAACAAAGUAGGGUACACCGUU
Labeo rohita (rohu) is the source of this 2037-nucleotide messenger RNA. RefSeq names its product metaxin 1b (gene mtx1b). Gene Ontology annotation, cellular component: SAM complex. Bases 52 to 1005 code for a protein of 317 amino acids. The record is from RefSeq and is a predicted model, not a curated record. Lineage: Eukaryota; Metazoa; Chordata; Actinopteri; Cypriniformes; Cyprinidae. The transcript is spliced from 8 exons. Gene Ontology annotation, biological process: mitochondrion organization.